AUGUUCAGUAUAAUAGUUUUACUCAGUAUCGGUGUACAGAAUCUACACUGUUCGUCAGUUCCGCCUGAAAUAUCACGUUUAAACUUUUUUGACACCGACCUCCUUAGAUAUUUGGCUGAAAACAAAAAAGGAAAUGUCCUGGUAUCACCAGCCAGUGUUAAAUCGACACUAUCGAUGAUUCUCGAAGGAGCCUCUGGUGCGACAGAGGAAGAAAUUAGAAGUGCCUUAAGACUUUCCCCAUAUAAAUUCGAAUUUAGGGAACAGUUAAAUAUUUAUUUAAAAGCUUUGAACGUCAACACAACGGGAGUGGUCUUGCAAAAUGCAAACGCCAUAUUUGUAUCUAAGACUCAGAAAAUUAAAAAAGACUAUGAGCAGAUUUUACGUCAGGUUUAUUACGCUGAUAUUAAAACAGUGGACUUCAGUUACAGCAACAACGCUUCAGACGCUAUUAAUCAAUGGGUCAACCAACAAACAAAAGGCCUCAUACCGAAUAUAGUUCAGCCUUCUGAUAUCAACCCUCAAUCAGAGUCGGUGAUAGCGAACGCCCUGUACUUCAGAGGUUCAUGGAAGAGAGGUUUCAACCCGCGUCACACAAGACCAGCAUGUUUCCACGUCGAUAAGGGUUGCUUGAAGGUCGCCAUGAUGGAACUGCAUCACGAUCUCAAUUACGCGUUCGUUGAAAAUUUGAGAGCUCAUGCUCUUGAACUUCCUUACGAGGGAAAUCGUUACUCGAUGUUUUUAUUGGUGCCACAAGAGAAGACGGGACUUAACACUCUGUUAAGAGAUCUGCCGUACAUGAGUCUACCACAGAUAACACCAUUUAUGGAGAACACUAAUGUUCGUCUUUUUAUGCCGAAAUUCAGUAUUGAUUAUAGUGAAAGCAUGGUUGGCGCUCUUCGCAGUAUGCGCGUCACUUCACUGUUUUCGAAAAACGCUAGCCUACCGGGAAUGUUCGAGAAUCAAACAAGUGAAGUGAAUGAUAUUAUGCACAAAGUACACAUGUCGGUGGACGAGGUUGGUACUGUAGCAGCCGCGGUGUCCGUGGCUGUAGUAAUACCACUCAUAGAAGAUGGCAUUCAAUUACAAGUGGACAGACCGUUUGUAUUCUUCAUCAGAGACAACGAAUUAGAAAUAACAUUGUUUGAAGGAAAAAUUGAAGAACCGUCUGUUUACGUUGAAACAGCUGUUUUGGUGGUCGCAGUGGGCCUUUCAAGUGCACGGUGGUUACGCAAACAAAGGUCAGAUGAAUCUAAAGAAGCAUGUUUCGUUGGCAAGGCAACAUAUGAACUUUCUACCACAAUGCUACAGGGAUAUUUAGACGAUGACACAAAUAUCGCGUUUUCUCCCUUGGGCUAUUCGGCGAUUUUGGCUAUUUUAGCAGAGGGAGCGACGGGUAAAACUAGAAAUGAAUUAAUAUCAGCCUUACAUCUGCCCGAAGAUCAAAAUCUUACAAGGAAAACUUAUAAGGAUAUCUUAGAAAGACUAAAAUAUAGGAACGAAUACAAACAUAAUCAACCCGAAUUGAAAAAUUUCUUUUACAUUUACAAAAAUUAUACCAUUAAUGAAGACUACAAGAAGAUUUUGGAAGACUAUUACUUAACAGACGUUCGUUCCAUCGAGAGACAGUCUUCUAUAGAAGACUUUAAUUCGGAAGAAAAUGAACCUGAAAUAAAAGAAGAAGCUGCACCAAAAACAGAAGAAGUCUCAGAUCUUAUCCAACCUGAAGAAUCUAAUGAACAGCUAUUUUCAUACGCAGUUAAAGAUAUACCAGAAAAAGUUUAUAAACCAGCUAAAAACAUAAAAGAACAAAUAAAGCUAGUAAAGACAACUGAAGAUAAGAAAGAUAUUGGAGAUGAAGAAGAGACUAUGGUUGCAGUUGAAGCAAGAAACCACGCUAGGAGCCUACAAGUGUUGAACCAGAAAAAAGACAUUGCUUCAAGCAUUUCUGUCAACAGUGUGGGUGAUAAGUCCAGUAAAUCUGUAAAUUCUUUGAUGCUUAUCUUCAACGGUAUGUACUUCCGUGGUUCUUGGAAGAAAGCAUUUGACAAGAUCGAACCUGGUUUGUUCUACAAAUCUAGUUCAGAAAAGAAGCAAGUUCCUAUGAUGAAGUCCCGUGGCAACUUUUUAACUGGUUCACUGCCUGAUUUGGACAGUGAAGCUAUUUUAUUGCCAUAUGAUGGUGACCGUUACGCUCUAAUCCUUUUGGUCCCUCGUUCCCGAGAUGGUCUUGUCCGUCUAGUCGCUGACCUCCCAGACACUACUCUAGCCGAGAUACAAGAGAGCCUUCGUGAAGAGGAAUUAGAAGUUUCUGUGCCCACUUUUUAUGUUGAGACUACUACAAAACCAGUUACUACUCUUGCUAAGUUUGGUGUAAGCAGCAUUUUCGGGCAUGAGGCUGAAUUAUCUGGUAUUUCCUCCAAAGAGGGUUUAUUCGUUCAAGAGCUGGUGCAAAACGUUGCCGUGCGUGUCGACAAUACAGAUGCAUCAGCGGCCUCGAUCUCAGCGAGCAACGUCGUUGGGGAUAUUGAAGCAGUCGAAUCUGAAUUGAAGAGUUUACCACUCGUUGAAACGGAAGGACCUCGUCGUUUCUGCGUGGAACGGCCCUUCGUAUUUUACAUCAUCGAUCGCCUAGAAGGGCUUGUAGUUGUGACCGGCAAGAUCAUCGACCCUGAAUUACAAAAUGACGUUUAA
Messenger RNA from Danaus chrysippus (African queen), 2691 nucleotides. Lineage: Eukaryota; Metazoa; Arthropoda; Insecta; Lepidoptera; Nymphalidae. The record is from the annotation of a GenBank genome assembly.